This is a messenger RNA of Cetraspora pellucida, 684 nucleotides long. NCBI's taxonomy places the organism in Eukaryota, Fungi, Glomeromycota, Glomeromycetes, Diversisporales, Gigasporaceae. The record is from the annotation of a GenBank genome assembly.
AUGCCGCCGUUGAAUAGAUCUAAAAGUUUCGAAGAAGAGUAUGUAAACGAAUAUUUUUUGAAGCAAAGAGUAGUCGGUGAUCCUGCUCCAAUAGGACUUUUUGCAUUUGGAACGACACAGCUCAUUUAUUCUUUGUAUCUUAUUCAAAUAGCCAAUGUUACUAAUGAACAAGUUGGGCUCGGUUCUGCUUUAUUUUAUGGUGGCCUUAUUCAAGUAAUUUCUGGAAUGUUUUUAUUAUAUUCUGGUAAAACACUUGGUGCUACUAUUUUUUGUUCCUACGGUGGUUUCUGGAUCUCUUUCGGAUUUGUUCACCUUCCAAGUUCUGGAAUCAUUGACUCAUUUAAAGAUGAUCAAUUGAUGUUUAGAAAUGCCAUUGGAAUUUAUCUUGCCGUAUGGGCUAUUUUUUCAUUUUUAAUGAUAAUUGCCUCCUUAAGGACUACUGUUUUAGAAAUUUUAUGUUUAACUUGUGUAUUUAUAGUUUUUAUCUUUCUUGUUAUCGCUAGUUUUACCGGUUUAACUGUUUGUUAUCGUAUUGGUGGAUGUUUUGGUGUGAUAGGAACAAUUUGUGCAUGGUAUAUAGGAAUGGCUCAUUUGCUUACUAAAGAUGUUUCAUAUUUCAUAUUACCACUUUUCCCGAUAAACCAUCCCCCGAUAGCCGACUCAGAAUCAUCAAGAAAUGUUUAG